This is a messenger RNA of Toxorhynchites rutilus septentrionalis, 426 nucleotides long. RefSeq lists its product as uncharacterized. The coding region runs from base 1 to 426 and encodes 141 amino acids. NCBI's taxonomy places the organism in Eukaryota, Metazoa, Arthropoda, Insecta, Diptera, Culicidae. The record is from RefSeq and is a predicted model, not a curated record. The transcript has a single exon.
AUGCUGAAAGCGGUGGAGGAUGAAUUGGAGAAGCUGGUUGCAGAAGGUGUGCUCACAAAAGUUAAUUCCAGUAACCGGGCUACACCAAUUGUUCCUGUAAAGAAAUCGCAGAACCGGGUGAGGAUUUGCGGAGACUACAAGCAGAACGUAAACCCGAACCUCGUGGUGGAAAGGAAUCAACUGCCUACUGUAGACGAGCUAUUUGCUUCGCUGGCAGGAGGAAUCAAGUUCAGCAAGAUCGAUCUCGUCCAAGCGUACCUGCAACUAAAAGUGACUUCGGAAGAUCGUGAGAUACUCACGUUGAGUACCCACCGAUUCUUUGCGAAUUCGAGUACGGUUCUGUAUCCUCUCAAUAACCUGCUCAAAAACGAUGUUCCAUUCAGAUGGACUAAACAAUGCGAAGAUUCUUUCAGUGAAGUUAAAUAA